CGAAAUUGUGAUAUAUAUUCGGUCCACAUUCACAGGCCUUUGAAGAAACACGCACAUUUCACGCCGGGUAGGGCAAGGGACCUCGUGGUGUGGAUUCACUUUUAGGUUAAGUUUGUGUAACACAAAAUUCAAGACAAAGUAUCUGGUCAUAUGCACUAGUCGUGCGACCAACCUUCAUUUUCAACAUUCGUUGAAAUCAAAGCCUAAUAAAAAAAAAAAGAAAUUGUGAUAUGUAUAUAGACAUCCCCUAAUAAGUUGGCAGCAUCAACAUUCUGUCUUGCGAAGCUUGUUAAUUAAGAAUGUGCCUACUUCGGAUUAUACCAAAUAAACUGUCUUUUUUCAUAUUUUAAAAGCAAAAUCGAUCGUCUUUAAAAAUAAUAAUAAUUUUAAUAUUGCCGUAGACAACGUUUUCGCUGAAAAAUGUGUCACAAUGGCAAGUGUCAUUCUGUAUAAUUAAGUGAUUAUAGGGCCAUUCGCUUUGAGACGCGUGCAUCUUGGCGACAAUUUAAAAACUUGUUGAGUAGACCAUAAUCAUUGCGUGUUCUGAAGUCUGAUCGGGAACACGUUUAGAUUCUCCCUGAUAGGAAAACCUCCGCGAUGGCAACUGUUUUUCAUGGAACUAUCGUGCAUACCAAGUCCUUCAACGAAUUUGAGUCCUUUGAAAAUGGAUUCCUGGCAGUGGAUGACGGCGGAAAGAUAAUAGGUGUGGGCCAUGACUUUCAGCAGUGGGUGUCCAGCAACCCGGUCAGGACCAAGGAUUUGGCCGAGGUUCGGCUGACGGAUUACCAGUUCCUCAUGCCGGGCUUCGUCGACUGCCACAUACACGCCCCGCAGUUCGCACAAGUGGGCCUGGGGCUUGACAUGCCUCUUCUGGACUGGUUGAACAAGUACACCUUCCCGCUGGAGGCUAAGUUUUCCGACCACCUUUACGCCCAACAGGUCUACCAAAGCGUUGUCCAAGCAACGCUGCGCUGCGGAACCACCCUGGCGUCCUAUUUCGCCACGAACCACCUGGAGUCGACGCUGAUCUUGGCGCGCGAGGCGGUGCGCCAAGGUCAGCGGGCGCUCGUUGGCAAGGUCUGCUCGAACUGCAACAGCCCCGAUUUCUACGUGGAGACUGCGGAGGAGUCGGCCAGCGCUACUCUGGCGUUCGUGCAGGAAAUGCGCAAGCUCGGAAGUUCCCUUGUGCUGCCCACAAUCACGCCCCGCUUCGCCCUCAGCUGCAGCAAGGAACUGUUAAAGGAUCUGGGCGAUAUAGCGAAGCGAUUCGAUCUGCACGUCCAGAGCCACAUCAGCGAAAAUCUGGCAGAGAUCGAGGUGGUGAAGGGGAUCUUCAAGACUAGUUACGCCGGAGCUUACGACGAGGCUGGACUCCUGACCAACAAGACGGUAAUGGCGCAUGGCGUACAUCUCGAGGACGACGAGGUUGAACUCCUUAAAUCUCGCGGAUGCUCGGUGGCACAUUGUCCUGCAUCAAACACGAUGCUCAGCUCAGGUCUAUGCGACGUUCAGCGGCUGGUUACCAACGGCGUCACCGUGGGCCUGGGCACAGACGUUUCGGGUGGAAACUCUGUUUCAAUUCAGGACGCCCUGCUACGCGCGUUGGACGUGUCUAAGCACCUGGACUUCUUCAAGAAGCAGAACAUUCGCGGAACGGGGGAGGCCAAAAAACAAGAUCCGAACUACGUCCAGCUAAAGUACAAACAGGCACUCUACUUGGCCACGUUGGGCGGAGCCAAGGCGCUCUCCCUGGACCACCUGACUGGAAACUUCGUCUUCGGAAAGGAGUUUGAUGCCCUUUUAGUGGACGUAAGCGUUGUAGACAAUCCGGUGCGGAAGCUGAAUGUCGACGAGCUGGUGGAGAAGUUUAUUUACACCGGUAGUGAUCGCAAUAUUUUGGAGGUUUUUGUCGCCGGCAAGUCUAUUAAAAAAGGAUGUCAGUUGGAAUAAAGCAGCUAGAAUUUCAACAGCGUCAUCUCACAGGAAAACGUAAGGAUAUUUUAUUUUUAUAGCGACAAACAUUAAAUGCUGAAACGGAUUUUAGCUUUUAGUUAACCUCCCAUAUUCUUUUCUUAUGUACAGUUGAACUUUUAAAAAGUAAAACUACAUUUAGUUUUACAUUUUAUACUCUGAAAAGUUAUGUACAUAAACUCUUAUUAUCCAUCAAUUUAUAGUUUAAUCACAUAUUGGCUAUAAAUGGGUCAAGGACAUAUCGUAAUUAAUCUUAUUGCUGCGAAUAAAGAGUAUAUAUUUUUAUAUA
This is a messenger RNA of Drosophila takahashii, 2260 nucleotides long. RefSeq names its product guanine deaminase (gene DhpD). Gene Ontology annotation, molecular function: guanine deaminase activity; zinc ion binding. Gene Ontology annotation, cellular component: cytosol. Gene Ontology annotation, biological process: guanine catabolic process. The record is from RefSeq and is a predicted model, not a curated record. NCBI's taxonomy places the organism in Eukaryota, Metazoa, Arthropoda, Insecta, Diptera, Drosophilidae.